CGCCGCCGCCGCCGCGGGAGCCGGAGCGGGCAGGGCCGCUGAGGCAAGAUGGUGGACUACAGCGUGUGGGACCACAUCGAAGUGUCGGAUGAUGAAGAUGAGACGCACCCCAACAUCGACACAGCCAGCCUCUUCCGCUGGAGGCAUCAGGCCCGCGUGGAGCGCAUGGAACAGUUCCAGAAGGAGAAGGAGGAGCUGGACAGGGGCUGCCGAGAGUGCAAGCGUAAGGUGGCCGAGUGUCAGCGCAAGCUGAAGGAGCUGGAGGUGGCCGAGGGCGCCAGCAGUCAGGCGGAGCUGGAGAGGCUGCAGGCCGAGGCGCUGCAGCUGCGCAAGGAGGAGAGGAGCUGGGAGCAGAAGCUGGAGGAGAUGCGUAAGAAGGAGAAGAGCAUGCCCUGGAACGUGGACACGCUCAGCAAGGACGGCUUCAGCAAGAGCAUGGUCAACACCAAGCCAGAGCAGGCAGAGGAGGACUCGGAGGAGGUGAGGGAGCAGAAACACAAAACCUUCGUGGAGAAGUAUGAGAAGCAGAUCAAGCACUUUGGGAUGCUCCGCCGCUGGGAUGACAGCCAGAAAUACCUGUCGGACAACGUCCACCUGGUGUGCGAGGAGACGGCCAACUACCUGGUCAUCUGGUGCAUUGACCUGGAGGUGGAGGAGAAAUGCGCCCUCAUGGAGCAGGUGGCCCACCAGACCAUCGUCAUGCAGUUCAUCUUGGAGCUGGCCAAGAGCCUCAAGGUGGACCCCCGUGCCUGCUUUCGGCAGUUCUUCACCAAGAUUAAGACAGCUGACCGCCAGUACAUGGAGGGCUUCAACGACGAGCUGGAGGCCUUCAAGGAGCGAGUGCGUGGCCGCGCCAAGCUGCGCAUCGAGAAAGCCAUGAAGGAGUACGAGGAGGAGGAGCGGAAGAAGAGGCUUGGCCCUGGCGGCCUUGACCCCGUGGAGGUCUACGAGUCCCUCCCUGAGGAGCUCCAGAAAUGUUUUGACGUGAAAGAUGUGCAGAUGCUGCAGGACGCCAUCAGCAAGAUGGACCCCACCGAUGCAAAGUACCACAUGCAGCGCUGCAUCGACUCUGGCCUCUGGGUCCCCAACUCCAAGUCCAGCGAGGCCAAGGAAAAGGAAGAAGCAGGGCCUGGGGACCCCUUGCUGGAAGCCAUCCCCAAGCCAGAAGAUGAGAAGGACGUUAGUGCGUGACCUGCCUCCGCUACUGCCCGCCUGCCUGCAGGCCCCUGCGCUCCCCUUUUCAGAAAACAACAAUAGAUACCAUCUCCCCAGUUCGUGGCUUC
This is a messenger RNA of Elephantulus edwardii (Cape elephant shrew), 1283 nucleotides long. RefSeq names its product cell division cycle 37 (gene CDC37). Gene Ontology annotation, biological process: protein folding; protein stabilization. The coding region runs from base 49 to 1191 and encodes 380 amino acids. NCBI's taxonomy places the organism in Eukaryota, Metazoa, Chordata, Mammalia, Macroscelidea, Macroscelididae. Gene Ontology annotation, cellular component: cytoplasm. Gene Ontology annotation, molecular function: protein-folding chaperone binding; protein kinase binding; heat shock protein binding. The record is from RefSeq and is a predicted model, not a curated record. The transcript has 8 exons.